UGAAGUUGGGUCUUCCUCUAUCCCAAUCCUUGCAUACUUCGGAUCACCUUAAACCUUAUUCUUUCUGUGUAUUUGGCUUUUCACCCCAGUUUAGUGCUUGCAUAUAUCCUUUCAUGUGAUGCUUGAAGUUUGCAUCAUGGUGAAAAAUUUCUAGACUCAGUUUCUCAGCGUUCUUUGUUGCUGUUUUUUUCUGCAAUUAAAUGUUUUAACUAAUAUUGAAGUCUCUGCAGGGGAAAAUCUUAGGUGUAGUAUUAAAGUGUUAACAACUUAAACAUCUAACUCUAUCUUUCUCUUUCUCUUUGAUAUCUUAUGAUUCAGGCAUUAUCUCCUUGACUUGAUGAGAGUCACUCCUCGUGAUGCAAACUACACUGGACCUGGGUCUCGAUUUUGUAUCUUGAGACCAGAAUUAAUUACAGCUUUUUGCCAGGCCAAAGCUACAGAGAGAUCCAAAACUAAGUCCACGUCUCAAGGAGAUGCUCAUAUUGCCAGUAAUUCUCCAAAUGUUGAUGGUGAAAUACAGAUAAAUGGAUUCAGAUUACCAACGAAGGUUUUGGGACUCGGAGAUAUCGAGGGCAAAGGUUAAUUGUAGAUCGAACUUCUGGAAAGCCGUGUCGGAUAUUAAGUUCAAACUGACUCCAGCCCAAAUAAAGAAGUUUGAGGAUAGCUGUUUUGGCCACUUUUUGAAGGCCAACGAGAUACAAUUUAGUGGCCACAUCGUCAACAGCAUGCUGUAUAGGCAAUGUGUUUGCGACGACAAGGACUCUAUGGUAUUCAAUUUUGGAGGGCGUGGUGCUAGAUUUACACAGAGGGACUUCACCAUAAUUACAGGUCUACGGUUUGGUUACGAACCCAAUAGGCAGGUUAACAUCUCUACUCGUAUUAGUGACACGUAUUUUGGCGGAAAGCGAAAGGUCACUAAUUCGGAGAUAACCGAAGCUUUCCUGACUGCACAGUGUCAAGACAAUGAUGAAGCCGACGAUGAUAGAUUGAAGUUGGCUUUAUUAUAUUUCCUAGAGACGGUUCUUCUAGGCAAAGAAAGCAUGGCCACCGCACCUCAUAAUCACUUGGAGAUGGUGGACGAUUUAGAGUACUUCAAUAACUAUCCAUGGGGUACUUUAUCGUAUACUACCACCAUUAGAUCAUUGAAGAGUGCUUUUGAGCAUAGAGAGUCCAUCGCUUUAAACAAGUCAAAGAGUUAUAGUCUUUGUGGGUUUCCUUUGGCUUUCAUGAUUUGGGGUUUUGAGACAAUUCCUUCGUUGGGUCAAGCAUUCGGAAAGAAGUUGCCGGACAUGGCAUUCCCUCGAAUUCUUAAUUGGCAUUUUUCACAAGUGCCAAGAUUUGAGAAGGCCACUGAACUCUUCGAUCAUCGUGAUUAUCCCGUUCAUGGCUUAAUGAAUGUGACUGAAGUUGAGCAUGCAUAUAUCGGCAACUUGGCAUUGGAUGUACAUCAUGACAGUACUCCAUACAAUGUUGCACCUGCUGUUCGAGACAAGCCACCACAGGCAAGUCAUGAUGAAAAAGAUGAAGGUAUUCCACUUACAAGAAGUGGAAUAAGUAAGAAACGAAAAGAGGCGUCUGUGGAAAUUAUGGGAAAAAGAGGGAGGCGGCGAAUGGGACAUAAGCCGACAGACCAGCCUUCUUCAUCGACUGCAGGAGUUGCUGCUCAUGUUCAUGUUGAACCAAUGACUCCAUCCCAACCUCCAAUGACUCCAUCCCAACCUCCAACGACUCCAUCCCAUGAUGAGGUUUGAAUAAAUUGUAUGAAU
Ziziphus jujuba (common jujube) is the source of this 1766-nucleotide messenger RNA. RefSeq lists its product as uncharacterized. The transcript is spliced from 5 exons. The record is from RefSeq and is a predicted model, not a curated record. Lineage: Eukaryota; Viridiplantae; Streptophyta; Magnoliopsida; Rosales; Rhamnaceae. Bases 525 to 1751 code for a protein of 408 amino acids.